Messenger RNA from Cladocopium goreaui, 2175 nucleotides. The record is from the annotation of a GenBank genome assembly. NCBI's taxonomy places the organism in Eukaryota, Dinophyceae, Suessiales, Symbiodiniaceae.
AUGGUGGCUUCAAUGGCAAGCUCCUUGGAUGCGAGUCUCAGCUACUUGAGCCCAAAGGCUCGCGACAAGGAGAAUGAUUCGCAGAAUGGGAAUAGAGAUGUCCAAGAUGUGCUGUCCUGCAGUCGCAAAAAGCUUUCGCUGGGAUCUUUGGGUGAUCGGAUUCGUGCCGAACGAUCGCGAGCGCAGCGAGAACCAGAAAGUUCCUUCGUGGUGAACAGCCCAGAGGCACUGCCUUGCACCAGCCAAAUCCUGCCACCUCAGCACUUGUGGACGCCAAAUUUCACCUCUCCAAACUCGGAAGAGGUGCUUUUCACCGAAGACUCUGCAGAUCAGGGCCCCGAAGCAGCCGAGUUCGAUGAGAUUCGACAAAAGCUGCGGGCGAUUCGAGGUGCCUUGCAACGAAGCAACACGCAGCAGGCUGAGAUGCACGCCAUGCUGUCGCAAGCCUUGGAGCGUUGCGAAAGUCUCAAGAUGGAAGCGGCUGAUGCUCAGAGGAGCAAGGAGCAUCAUCAUCAUCGUUGGUGCAUCCUGGACCAGGAGCGCGAAAGCUUGCAGCGCAUGGCGUCACAGUCCCGGAGCUCGGAGCAAAGUGCUCGGGAGGAAGCUGUGGCCUGGCGCGCGUGGCUGCGAAGCUGUCUGGAGCUCUUGCUGCGGGAGGUGUCGUUGAAACCUGCCACGGAGAUGCUGAAGCACUUGAAGACCACUGAAAGGUCCCUGCAGCCUGAGCUGUUGGCCAAAAUGCCAAGUCUCUACGAAAGCUUGGCUGAUGCCCUGGGGAACGCCAGAGCCUCUGGGGAAGGAAUCCUCAGGGCACCUCAGAAGGUUGAAGCUGAUGAGCGCGUUGCACAGCUGGAACGCCAACUUGCGCAGAAGGAACUUGCUUUGGCAGCUCUUGAGCAAGAAAAGCGUAGCUUGAGAUCCGAGGUGCGAUCCUUGCAAAACCAGGUGCAGGAGCUGCGCGGCAGCAUCCGCGUCUUCUGCCGCAUUCGGCCUCCCCGGGGCGCUGGCGCUGGCGCCGAGGGCGCUCCGGGGAACGGCUUCGGCGUCAAGGCCGAAGGCUCCCGAAGCGUCUGCUUGAAGAAACCACCAGGUGACAGAAGGCACGACUUCAACUUUGAUCGCGUUUUUAACCAACAAGCUGGACAAAGAGAUUUGUUCGAAGAGGUUGGACCUUUACUGCCUGGCAUUCUGGAAGGUAUCCAUGUUUGCAUUUUUGCAUACGGCCAAACAGGAGCUGGAAAGACCUAUACCUUGGCAGGUCAACGAAGCUCGAAACAGCCAGGCAUCCAGGACCUGGCCAUCGGGGAUCUUCUUCGCUUGGCCAAGGAGAGUUUCGAGGUGCGCCUCACUGCGCUGGAGAUUUACAACGAAUCCAUCCAGGAUCUUCUUUCGACUUGCGAAGGGGCCUCGGGCCCAAGUCGAGCGCCGAGCGAACGUCUUGAAGUUCGACAAUCACGAGAAGGUUUGACUUCAGAUGCUGAGACUGAAGAAGCAUCGCCAUCUCCUUUUGGUUCCAUGCGAGUGCCGGGAUUGAAGUCUUGGACCGUCCAAGAUUCAGCUGACGUGGAGGAAGCACUUGAAAGGGUCAGAACUAAGCGGCAUGUGGCCAGCACAGCGCUGAAUGAGAGAUCUUCUCGCUCUCAUACGGUGCUCUCUUUGAGCGUGCUGAGAAGGUCAGCUGGAACGGUGGAAUAUCUUGGAGUUCCUGUGGGAGUUCUGCAUAUUGUGGACCUGGCUGGCAGUGAGCGAACCAAAGUGUCGCAAGCCGAAGGACUUCAAAUGAAGGAGGCCAACUGCAUCAAUCGCUCCCUUUCCGCCCUGGCAGAUGUACUCUUCGCCUUGGGUGACUCCAGUUCCUCUGCUCAUGUGCCUUAUCGCAAUUCCAAGCUCACCUAUCUGCUUCAAGAUGCCCUUGGUGGCCCAGGAUGCAAAACCUUCCUCUUUGCCCAGGUGUCGCCUGAUGCCCAGGAUGCCCAUGAAAGUUACUCCACCCUGACCUUCGCUGCCCGCGUCGCCACCAGCGUCCAGAAGGGCCGCCUUCGCCUUCGCACGGGCAACGUGUCGCCCUCGCCGCGUCGGGAGCUGCGGGAGCGCGACUCACCCAGCGCGCGGGAGGAGAACUGGAGGGCUGCGGCACCACCGCUGCCAAGGCGCAGAGAGGAGGCGAAGAGUUAG